This is a messenger RNA of Arvicanthis niloticus (Nile rat), 7629 nucleotides long. It is a transcript of the gene Marf1, whose product is annotated as meiosis regulator and mRNA stability factor 1. Lineage: Eukaryota; Metazoa; Chordata; Mammalia; Rodentia; Muridae. The record is from RefSeq and is a predicted model, not a curated record. Gene Ontology annotation, cellular component: cytoplasm; peroxisome. Gene Ontology annotation, molecular function: RNA binding; CCR4-NOT complex binding; RNA nuclease activity. Gene Ontology annotation, biological process: regulation of gene expression.
GGAAGUGGAAGGUGCGCUUGGCGGCGGCGGCGGGAGCUGCGGAGUCGGGAAUCAAAAUAAAGGGCCUGGGGGGUGGGGGGGGAAGGUGGCGGCGUCGGAAUGUGAGCAGAGGAAGAGCUGGUGGCUGAGGGUGGAAGAAUAAGAGAAAAAAGAUGAAAGAAUGUUGACCCGUAUUGUCUGGCUAUGUGAUGGAAGGGAACGGAACUGAGAACCCUUGCAGCAGAACACUUGGAUGGUUUCACCAAGAUAAGGAUGCUAAGCCGUGGCUUUGGAAAUUCUCUGGUUGCUUUUCUCGUCCUGAGCAGACAUUGCCUCUUCGUUCCCAAACGAAAGAGUACAUGGAGAACAAGAAAGCUGCUGUGGAGUUAAAGGAUAUACCAUCUCCCCUUCAUGUUGGCUCUAAAUUUUUCCCAGCAGUCCCACUUCCUGAUAUUCAUUCUCUUCAGCAACCUAAAGUACAGCUCUCAGCUAUUCCCAAAGUAAGCUGCUGUGCUCAUUGCCCUAAUGAACCCUCCACUUCACCCAUGCGUUGUGGUGGUGGCAGUGGCAGUAGUGGAGGUUCUGGGAGCUUGAUUCACACGGGCUCACUCUUAGACUCACCAAGCACCGGGACAGUCACCUGUCAAGUAGGGCCAGGUUUUGCUUUCCAGUCUCUGUCUUCACUGCAGAAUGCCUCCACUAGAAACAACUUGGUGGGCCUUACAAGUGACUUCCCCAGCAUGUGUGUAGAGAGUAACCUACCUUCCUGCAAGCACCUGUCGUGUUGUGGGAAGCUCCAUUUCCAGUCAUGUCACAGUAAUGUCCACAAGCUGCAUCAAUUCCAGAGUCUCCAGGGCUGUACCUCUGCUGGCCAUUUCCCCUGUUCUGAUUUCCCAAGUGGGGCUCCUGGGCAUUUGGAAGAGCGCCUUUCCCAUUCAGAGCUUACACCUCACUUGUGCACCAACUCUCUUCACCUAAAUGUGGCACCUCCGGUUUGUUUAAAGGGCUCACUUUACUGUGAAGACUGUCUAAACAAGCCAACAAGAAAUAGUAUAAUUGAUGCUGCUAAAAUCUGGCCAAAUAUACCACCUCCAAGCACUCAGCCUGCACCUCCAGCUAUUCCUCUGUGUAAUGGCUGUGGAACAAAAGGGAUGGAAAAGGAGGCCUCGUUGUUGGCAACUAGUCUAGGCAAAGCUGCUUCGCAAUUUGGAUCACCAGAAGUUGCAGCCACUGGACAGGUACUGGAGACCCUACCCCCUAUUGGCGUUUUCUGGGAUAUUGAAAACUGCUCAGUCCCCUCUGGCCGGUCAGCAACGACUGUUGUACAGAGAAUCCGUGAGAAGUUUUUUAGAGGACACAGAGAAGCAGAGUUUAUCUGUGUGUGUGACAUCAGUAAAGAAAACAAGGAAGUUAUUCAAGAGCUGAAUAAUUGUCAGGUAACAGUUGCUCACAUAAAUGCUACUGCGAAGAAUGCUGCUGAUGAUAAGCUCCGGCAGAGCCUGCGAAGGUUUGCAAAUACACACACUGCUCCAGCUACUGUGGUUCUUGUGUCAACUGAUGUCAACUUUGCAUUGGAACUCAGUGAUCUCAGGCACCGGCAUGGUUUCCACAUCAUUUUGGUACAUAAAAACCAGGCCUCUGAAGCCUUGUUACAUCAUGCUAACCAGCUGAUCAGAUUUGAAGAGUUCAUUUCCGAUCUACCCCCCAGGUUACCACUGAAGAUUCCUUGCCACACUCUACUCUAUGUUUAUAACCUGCCAGCAAACAAAGAUGGCAAGAGCAUCAGCAACAGGCUCAGGCGCCUCUCUGACAACUGUGGUGGCAAGGUGCUGAGUAUUACAGGCUGCAGUGCGAUUCUCCGCUUCAUAAACCAAGACAGCGCAGAGCGGGCCCAGAAGCGAAUGAAAAAUGAAGAUGUCUUUGGCAACAGGAUCAUUGUGUCCUUUACUCCAAAACAUAGAGAAUUCUUUGAAGCCAAGAGUUCAAAUGCUAUUGCCGAUAAAGCGAAGUCUCCCAAAAAAGUUAAGAACACAAAAUUGUGCCUCAUCAAAGACACAAGUGAACAGUCACCUAGUGCCAAAGCCAUGCCUGGGAAAGGAUUGCAGGCAAAUUCUGGAUCUGCUACAAAACCCACAAACGUUAAAAGCUUACAGGAGCUGUGCCGAAUGGAAUCAAAGACUGGCAAUAGAAACAGUGACCAUCAGCAAGGCCAUGGGAGGCUGGCAGCACUGCCUAACAGUGGCCCAACUGCUUCAGUGCCCACCCUGAAGAACACAGGUGUGAUGGAGCCACUUUACAGAAGCAGUCAGAAAAAAGAGAACCUCAGUUCCCAGAGCACUGCCAGCUCUCCUGUAGAGAAGCGAGAGGAAACUGUCUUCCAAGUCAGCUACCCAUCUGCAUUCAGCAAGCUGAUCGCCUCAAGGCAAGUCAGCCCUCUGCUCACCUCUCAGUCUUGGUCUCCAAGGAGUAUGUCCCCAAACCUUUUGAACAGAGCCUCACCACUUGGUUUCAACAUUGCCAAUCCCAGGAGCGGUGCUGACUGCCCAGACCCAUUUGCAAAUGGUGUUGAUAUCCAGGUCAGCAAUGUGGACUACAGGCUGUCCCGGAAGGAGCUGCAGCAGCUCCUCCAGGAAGCCUUUUCCAAGCAUGGCCAGGUGAAGAGUGUUGAACUCAGUCCCCAUACUGAUUACCAGCUCAAGGCCAUUGUGCAGAUGAGAAACUUGCAAGAAGCAAUCUGUGCAGUGAACAGCCUCCACAGGCACAAAAUUGGCAGCAAGAAGAUACUGGUCUCACUCUCCCCAGGAGCUGCCAAAAAGUCACUCUCUUUACUAAGUACAGAAACAAUGUCUAUUCUUCAGGAUGCUCCCGCCUGUUGUUUGCCUCUCUUUAAAUUUAUAGACAUCUAUGAAAAGAAGUAUGGACACAAGUUAAAUGUGUCUGAUUUAUAUAAAUUAACAGACACGAUUGCAAUCCGUGAACAGGGAAAUGGACGGCUGGUGUGUCUCUUACCCAGUAACCAGGCCCGCCAGAGCCCCCUGGGUUCUUCCCAGUCACAUGAUGGCUCCUCCACAAACUGCAGCCCAGUUCUGUUUGAAGAGUUGGAGUAUCAGGAACCUGUCUGCAAGCAGCACUGCUCUAACAAGGACUUCAGUGAACUUGUAUUUGAUCCAGACUCUUACAAGAUUCCUUUUGUGGUUCUCUCUUUGAAAGUGUUCGCACCUCAAGUUCAUAGUCUUCUGCAGACCCACGAGGGUACUGUGCCUUUGCUAAGCUUUCUAGAUUGCUAUGCUGCGGAGUUUGGUGACCUAGAAAUUACGCAAGACAGCCACAAGGGUGUCCCCUUAGAGCACUUCAUCACCUGCAUUCCAGGAGUGAAAAUUGCCACUGCUCAGAAUGGCAUCAAAGUAGUGAAGUGGAUUCACAACAAGCCCCCAACUCCCAACACUGACCCUUGGCUUCUUCGUUCUAAAAGUCCUGUGAGGAAUCCUCAGCUGAUUCAGUUUAGCAAAGAAGUCAUUGAUUUACUGAAGAACCAACCAUCUUGUAUACUACCAAUCAGCAAUUUCAUCCCUUCCUACCAUCACCAUUUUGGAAAGCAGUGCCGGGUUUCAGACUAUGGAUAUUCCAAGCUGAUUGAACUACUAGAAGCUGUGCCUCAUGUGUUGCAGAUUCUUGGAAUGGGCUCCAAGCGUCUGCUGACCCUCACUCAUAGGGCCCAGGUGAAGCGCUUUACUCAGGAUUUACUAAAACUUCUCAAGUCCCAGGCCAGCAAGCAGGUCAUUGUGAGAGAUUUCUCACAGGCUUAUCAUUGGUGUUUCUCAAAGGACUGGGAUGUCACGGAAUAUGGUAUUUGUGACUUGAUUGAUAUAAUAUCAGAGAUCCCAGACACAACUAUUUGCUUGUCCCAGCAAGAUGACGACAUGGUCAUUUGUAUCCGAAAAAGAGAACGGACUCAGGUUGAAAUAGAAAGGACAAAGCAGUUCUCCAAAGAUGUUGUGGACUUGCUGCGCCACCAGCCCCAUUUCCGAAUGCCCUUUAACAAGUUCAUCCCGUCUUACCACCACCACUUUGGCCGGCAGUGCAAACUUGCAUACUAUGGAUUUACCAAGCUGCUAGAACUUUUGGAAGCCAUACCUGAGAUUUUACAAGUGUUAGAAUGUGGAGAAGAGAAAAUCCUUACUUUGACUGAAGUGGAGCGAUUCAAAGCUCUAGCCGCCCAGUUUGUUAAGCUUCUGCGUUCCCAAAAGGGUAACUGCCUUAUGAUGAGAGAUCUGUUUACAGAAUAUGCUAAAACUUUUGGUUACACAUUUCGUCUCCAAGACUAUGAUGUAAGUUCAGUCUCUGCUUUGACACAGAAGCUCUGUCAUGUUGUAAAGGUUGCUGAUAUGGAGACUGGUAAACAGAUCCAACUGAUCAACAGGAAAUCCCUGCGGUCUCUCACUGCUCAGCUGCUGGUGUUGUUGAUGUCUUGGGAAGGAGAUGCUUAUCUUCCUGUUGAUGAGCUCAGGAGACAUUAUGAAACCACUCACAGUACUCCUCUUAACCCCUGUGAAUAUGGAUUCAUGACCUUGACUGAACUGCUGAAGAGUCUGCCUUACUUAGUAGAGGUUUUUACGAAUGAUAAGGCACAAGAGUAUGUGAAACUCACAAGCCUAUACUUAUUUGCAAAGAAUGUGAGGUCUUUGCUUCAUACCUAUCACUACCAGCAAAUUUUCCUUCAUGAAUUUUCCAUGGCCUAUACCAAAUAUGUUGGAGAAACACUACAGCCCAAAACUUACGGCUACAACAGUGUGGAGGAGCUGCUGGGAGCCAUCCCACAGGUGGUCUGGAUAAAAGGACAUGGUCAUAAGAGAAUUGUAGUGUUAAAAAAUGACAUGAAAAACCGGCUAAACUCAUUUGACCUUUUCCCUGUCAAUUAUGAAGACCAGCCUGCAGUCAGCAGGCAGAUCCUGGAGGUGCCAGAAUCCCAUCAAGCCUCAGAACUCCAGCUCAGAACAGGACCCAGCCAAGUGGAUCAGGAGCUUCUGCAUCUGGCCAACAGCUCCCCUGUUGACCUCCUCUGUGCUCCUGUUCCUUCAUGCCUGCCAUCUCCUCAGCUAAGACCAGAUCCUGUCAUCUUGCAGUCCACUGAUCUCAUUCAGUUUGAGGAAUACCCUCAAGAGCCUUUGGGAGUUUUAGUUUUAAACCAAGAAGAAAAAUCAGAAAUUCCAAUACCAGUAAAGAAGGGGGACCUGUCCUGUGACUCCUCACCCAGCAGCCCAGCAUCUGCUUCUGCUCCUCCUGGCCCCUCCUCAGAAGCCCCCGGACCACUGAUCAGCAAGGAUGCAGUGGAAAGCCCAGCCAAAAAGCAGCCCAAAAAUAGAGUCAAAUUGGCAGCCAACUUUUCAUUUGCACCUGUAACCAAACUCUAACUCCCAUUUUGAACAUGGGAUUAAAUUAGGACGGGGGAAACUGUCUGACUCUACACACAUAAACGGGCUUAAAACCCUCAUUUUAUGUCUUGACCCUAGAAGAGCCACUUUGUUUACUGGUCUAUAGGGAAAUGAUUUUUUUUUUUUUUUUUUUUUUUUUAAGUUUCGAUGAACUUUUUCUUCCUUUAUUUCUCCCAGUUAUUUGAAAGAGCUCUUCCAUUAAGGAAUCUGUCAUACUUUACCGUAUUUUUCUAGACUGUUGUGAACCGUGGUGGUUGGGAAGAAAUAAGCAGAGUUCAUUCAGCAGGCCAUGGCUUGAGUCCCAGUGAGCAGUCUCCAUCGUUUGUUUAAGCAAAUGGAUUUGUGGUUGUUCAAGAAGCCAAGCAUGUCCAUGAGCCUGUGGGUCACACACUGGGGGAUGAGGCCAGGAGAGCCAGAAGUUCUGGGUUCUAGGUGACUUGUUGGUGUGCCUUGUUUUUUAUGUCUGUGGUUAACCAGUGUGGCCUCAUCCCACUUUUUUAAACAUUUCCAUUUGAGGAUUCCAUUUAAGAGUUUUCUAGAAAGUUAUUUCACGCUUCCCUUCUCUGUCUGUCCCAGUUUGAUAAGGAUAAGGUUUAAGAAAGGAGAUAAUGGCCUCCAUGUCAUGCACUUAAAGUCAGCGUUUAAAUGACAUAUUGUGUGUUAAGAGGUGGUAAUGGUAAGAGUCUGAUUUUUUUUAAACUAUGCAUUAAAUGCAUAAAUUGUAAAUCAGCUGAGUGGUGAAAUGCUUCAAGAGAGUGGGUUCAAUACUAUUUCCACUAAGAAGAGACCAGAGUUCUGUCUGUAAUGUGAAGGCCAAGGUUCAUCAACCUAUCCUUGCUGUUGCAAUUUAAAAAUUGGCUGUAAAUCUGGGAAGCUUUCCAUGUGAAGAUGUGUGUCCAUGUUAGUUCAUCUUGACGUCUUUUAAUAGUGUCUGGUUUUAAUGUUACUUCUCACUAUUGGAAGCACGUUUGGGUUUUUGUUAUGUCUUUGUGGUGUCUAAUGUUGGCAUUUGGGAAAGCCAGCCUUUGUGGGCACUGCCUUGUUUGGAAUGGCCUUCUGUCUGGUUACCUCAGGUGUCCAUUUAUGAGUGGUCUCUCACCCCUGCUGGAGAGACCUGACAUUUACAAUAGAUUGUAUCUGUUGGGCAGAAAAGCAGAUCCAUUCAUAGAGCAGAAAGAACUUGUGGCACAGUCUUCCACUAGUCAGAUGACUUCUUUGGUGAGAAAUGUUUAAAUUUUUUUUCUAGAAAGCCAGGAAAUGGAUUCUGAUUUCAUAGCCAGCAUUUUGAUAAAAUGUCACAAAAUUAAAGGCUAUAGAGAGUUUUUUUUAACCAGUUGAAAUUUUUCGCCAAAAUCUUUUAACUGAAACCAGUGAUCCCAGUUCUCAGCACUACGACCUGCCUCAGAUGGAGUUGCACUGGAAUGUUCUGCAGGCCUGCCACUCUGUCUGUGCACAGCCUGAAGGUACUUUGUAUGCAGGCCUGGAAGCACUUCCUCUUUAAGGCCUCACGGCACUUCCUCUGCAGUUUUAGUACAUAGGAAGUAAGAUGGCACAGGUGCAAUUUCUUUAAGGCUUUUAGGCAGUGUAAUAAAGUUGGUGGUAUAAGUUUCCUUAUUUGCAGACAUCCUAAGGCUAAGCUUGCCUGCUCAGACUUCAGGUCUUUAAGCAUAGUAGGGACUAUGGACUUUGAAAACACUAGAUGUCACUAAAGUUACUUGGAGUCAUCUCAAAGGUCAGGUUCUGUGGACAACAAAGAAUAGUUGUAUACAGUGAACAGGUGUGUGUUUACCAUUUGCUGGAGUUGUCCGUAUGUCUUGGGUGAGUGUGGCUCUAACCCUUGCUGUUUGAAGAUGUGACAACUCAAUUGGAAGCAUGCUGAGUGUGAUGUGCCUACAGUGGCCAGUUCAAUCACUGUUCAUUAUCCAGAGGCUUAGAUAAUGAUGCUAUGAUGUAUGUACGUGGAGAUGAUGAGACACUUUUUCUGGGUGGAAGUAUGUACCAGAUUAGAUUUAACUGUUGAAAAGACAAAUGUUAUCACCAGAAUCCCCUUUCCCAUCUUCCCAUCUUGUACUGUUUGCUUUUGAUGAGGCUUGGGGGGGACAAGAAGUUUUUCUUAACUGUCUACUUUGUUUGAACACUUUGGGGUUGGGGGCUGGGGUUAAGUGCUGUUUGUGUGUUGGGACCAAACAGUUGUCAAUAAACUUUAUGAGCAAGCAUC